Apus apus (common swift) is the source of this 981-nucleotide messenger RNA. Its product is annotated as olfactory receptor 49-like. NCBI's taxonomy places the organism in Eukaryota, Metazoa, Chordata, Aves, Apodiformes, Apodidae. Gene Ontology annotation, molecular function: olfactory receptor activity; G protein-coupled receptor activity. The coding region runs from base 1 to 981 and encodes 326 amino acids. Gene Ontology annotation, biological process: G protein-coupled receptor signaling pathway. Gene Ontology annotation, cellular component: membrane. The transcript has a single exon. The record is from RefSeq and is a predicted model, not a curated record.
AUGGGACCAGAAAAUGGAACUGCAAUUACUGAGUUCAUCCUGGAGGGCUUCUCAGGGCUUGAUCACAGGCUGCAGCUAUUUCUCUCUCUGGCCCUGCUGCUCAUGUACCUGACAACAGUGAUGGGCAAUGCGACCAUCAUUUUCCUGGUGUGCGUGGAUCGCCGCCUGCAAACGCCCAUGUACUUCUUCAUCAGCAACCUGGCCUUCCUGGAAAUCUGCUUUACAUCCUCCACAAGCAUCAAACUGGUUUUGAUCCUGGGUUCUGGAGGGAGAACAAUCUCACUGAGCAGCUGCUUUGCCCAGUCCUAUUUCUAUUUUGCCCUGGGCUGCACUGAGCUUGUUCUGCUGGUUGUCAUGUCCUUUGACCGCUACCUUGCCAUCUGCCUGCCUUUGCGUUAUGCUGCCAUCAUGAAGCCUCAGCUCUGCAUCCAGCUGGUUGUGGCUGCUUGGGUCACAGGCAUCACACUCAUGAGUUACCGCUUGGUCCUCCUCCACAAGCUGACUUUCUGUGGCUCAAACAAGAUCUACCAUUUUUUUUGUGACAGCUCCCCUUUAUUCAAAUUGUCCUGCUCUGACACCAGCCUGCUCUGGAAAAUAGACUCAGUUUUAGCAUCGUUUGUCAUACUGAGUUCCUUAUGUUUCACUCUGUCAUUUUACCUGGGCAUCAUUUUCUGUAUUCUCCAUCUUCCAGCAGCCUCUGGGAGGAAAAAAGCUUUUACUACAUGUUCUUCACAUCUCACCACCUUGGCCAUUGCAUAUGGGAGCUGCAUAGCUCUCUAUGUUCGUCCUUCCAAAGAUGUCUCCUUGGAGACAAACAGAAUUGUAGCUUUGCUGAACACUGUCCUGUACCCAUUCUUAAAUCCCUUCAUCUACAGUCUUCGCAACAAGACUGUGAUACUGGCCCUGAGUGAAGCCGUUGCCCGGGCAACAACACAGCUUUUCACCUCAUCGUGGUGCAUUUCUGGACUGCAGUUCCAAUGA